Messenger RNA from Vicugna pacos (alpaca), 2146 nucleotides. RefSeq names its product ADP-ribosyltransferase 4 (inactive) (Dombrock blood group) (gene ART4). NCBI's taxonomy places the organism in Eukaryota, Metazoa, Chordata, Mammalia, Artiodactyla, Camelidae. Gene Ontology annotation, molecular function: NAD+-protein-arginine ADP-ribosyltransferase activity; NAD+ poly-ADP-ribosyltransferase activity. The record is from RefSeq and is a predicted model, not a curated record.
UGAAGACUGAGGAUCUGACGCUUUCAGUCAGAAGAAAAAACACAGAAGAGCUGUGGCCCCAACAGGUAUAAUUUCUGGAGUGGACAAUAUCAAAGGUAUGGUGGGAAAGCAGCAAAGAGAGCCUUCUUUCUGACAGUAACCCUACUGUUCUGCUUCGUGACAGCCCCUCCUGGGCAGGGCCUUUCAGCAGCACCAGAUGAGCCCAACACAGGCCCACCUUAAGGUGGCAUCUUCCCAGGGACCUGCACCAGCCAAUCACGUCACUCAGGAUGGACGGCUGCAGCACGAGAUAACCCCACUUGGCGCCAAGCACUGUACAGCGUGUGCCUUGUUCUGCUUUCCUAAGAAAGUUAAGGCUGAGCUGGUGAGCCUGACCCUUAACAGGCCUUUGGAAUUCCCCUGCAUACAGGCUACAUUAGGAUUUUUUUUCCAUUGGAAACGAACUUGAGUUUACUUUAGAAGCCCUUAUUUGGUGCACAAGUCUGGGUAUCUGACAGAGAUUUCAGCUUUGCAAGUGAGUUGGGGUUGAUUCCUUCUCUGGGAAAAACUGCUGGUCACUCUGGUCCACAGAAGUCUCAACACAGACGUAGACAAGGAAGGUUCUUGCUGGGACUUAGCCAAAGAAAACUCCAGAGGAACGCUCUGAGAACUCAUUUCAGGAUGAAGCUGCAAGGGCAAAGAAGGGCUUCUGACACAGACAAAUGCUGUCCACGGACCCACAGACGCCCGCGGACUCCUCUCCCAGCGACUGCAGCCCUGGCGGUGAGAAUCUGGCCCUUGAGAGGGCAGCUUCCUCUCGUGCUGCUGCUCUCCACCCUGCAGAGGCCCACGGUUGCAGUUAAAAUCGACUUUGACUUGGCACCAAAUUCCUUUGAUGAUCAGUACCAAGGCUGCAAGCAACAGGUCAUGGACGAGCUGAUUCAAGGGGAUUAUUUCACAAAAGAACUAGAAGCCCGUCGGGAUUACCGCAAGGUCUGGCAGUUCACCCAUGUAACCUGGUUGAACCAAGCAAAAGCUCUCCCCAAGAACAUGACUACUGCACAUGCCUUGGCCAUCUUGGUUUAUUCAUCCAACAACACCGUUCGCUCAGACUUCGCUAGCGCCAUGGCCAGUGCUGCUGGGUCUCCCCAGCAAUAUGAACACUCAUUCCAUUUCAAAUAUCUACACUACUACCUGACCUCGGCAAUCCAGCUGCUGAGGAACGAGACUGUUAGGAGGAAUGACCCCCUGUGUUAUGAGGUGCAUCACGAGAUGAAGGAUGUCUACUUAGAAGCCCACAGAGGUGCCACCAUUCGAUUUGGCCAGUUCCUCUCCACCUCCCUCCUAAGAGAAGAGGCACGGAAGUCUGGGAACCAAACGUUAUUUACCAUAUUAACCUGCCUGGGUGCACCUGUACAAGAUGUCUCUCUCAAGAAGGAGGUCCUGAUCCCUCCCUAUGAGUUGUUUAAAGUUAUAAAUACAAGCUACCACCCAAGAGGAAACUGGUUGCAACUGCAGUCAACUGGGAACCUGAGCACGUAUAACUGCCAGCUGCUGAAAGCUUCCAGCAAAAAGUGCAUCGCUACUCCCGCAGUUAUUGCUUCCGUCUCCUUUUUGACCAGUGUCAUCAUCUCUUCCAAAGGUGGAGCAUAAAGAAGGCUUGUGGGUUUUGCCUUCCCUGUCCCCUUUUGCUUUCUUCCAGUCCAAGCACCCUGACUACCCGUGGGGAAUCCUUCUGCACACCUAUCAAUUGAUGCAGACCUGGCUCAGCCCACUGCCUAUGAGUAACUUCUCCAUGGACACAGAGAUUUAUGUUGGAAUAGAAAAGUGAUCCAGUCAGAGCCUGUGAGAUACAAGCAGGGUACUUUAUGGGACUGGGCUGGGAGGACAUGGGAGCCAUUUUUUUGAGUGAAGAUUAGUGAAAGCAGAGUAUGAGCCUAGAAUCGCCAGUGGCUGCCUUGCUACCGAGAAGAGAGAACCUGCCUCCCUGAGAAUGCAGCUAACACAAUGAAAAAAGAGCUGAGAAAUGAAAAGAAAGUGAAAACUGAUGAAAGUGUCUGAGCCCCUAGAUCCAGCUGUGCCUGAAACUGCUUUUCAUUUCAUAAAUCAAUAAAUCGUAUUUUUGCUUAUAUAAUUUGAAUUAAAAUUUCUAUUUCAUGCAGUCGAA